UCCGGAGUACGGGUAGAAAUGGGGCCGGGCGGCGGCGGGGCAGCAGUGUGGGGAUGGCCGUGCGGCGCCAUGAGGCUGGCGCGGGUGCUGUUGCUGUGGGCACUCGCGUGCCGUGGGGGCGCCCUGUUCGUUUCCGGGGCAGGUCUUCUUGAGAUGUCUCUGGGAAAGUUUAGAAAUGUCCUGCUUAAUGAGACUAACCCAGUGGAAGCUGUAAUAAGGAACAUUGCAAGCAACGUGACUCUCAUUAUUUUUCAAGCUCAUGCCCAGCAAAAAGAUGUCACAGUAUCCUUUGAUAAGUUUCCCUCUACAAAUAACUCUGCAACUGGAGCAGACAGAGGGUUAAUUUCCAUCCUUCAUCCUCAACAGAGCAUAUGUACGUGGUACCUACAGUCUCUUGAAGCUAACCAGGUGUUCAGCACAGCUGUUUCUAUCCCUUAUACAGCAAGAGACCCUAUCCCUGGAGGUUGCAAUCUUGAAUUCAGCUUGGAAGUUGAUCCUAAUAUUUAUUUGGAGUAUAAUUUAGUUGACACUCGCAUCAAGUUUGCUCCAGCUAACCUGGGAUCUACCAGAGGUGAGAGUCCUCCUUCAUGUGAUUCUGGUACUGGACAGAAUUCUAGAUGGCGACUACACUAUGAUAUCUAUCAGUAUUUCUUGCCAGAGAAUGAUCUUUCAGAAAUAACACUCAUGAGCCACCUACGGAAGAUGUCAGACGUGAAGAGCAUCAAAGCUAAUGGCGUGAAAAUGAUUACCUUAACAACUAAUGACAAAACUGAUGCUUACUUUUCCUCGCUUCCUGGACAAGGUGUCAUCUACAACAUCAUUGUUUGGGAUCCACUCUGGAACACCUCUGCAGCAUAUGUACCUGCUCAUACAUAUGCUUGCAGCCUUGCUACCCCAGUGGAUAACUGUUUUUCUCCCACCAAACUCCCUACCAAAAUAUUCUUCACCAUUCUUGCUGUCCUUGGCCUCUUCAUUUGUUUCUUUGGACACAGGUUCUGGAAAACAGACUUGUUCUACAUGGGCUUCAUCUUCAUGGGAUUAUUUUUCUUUGUAUUAAUUACAAGAGUGACUAACCUUGGUUAUGAUGCCUGCCUGAUUCUGACUGCUGUAGCUGGAAUUGUUGGAGGGCUUCUCCUGGUUGCUUAUUGGUGGAGGUUUGGUUUUGUCCCACUCUGCAUGGUGCUUGUUGGACUUAUGCUGGGACUCCUCUUUUCAUCGGUGAUCUUCUUCACUCCACUAGGAGAUUACAGGGUUUUUCGUGACGAUGCUGUGUUUUGGGUGACCUUUUCUUGCAUAGCCUUGAUGAUUCCAGUAGUCUUUGUUGGCUGUCCAAGAAUUUUGAACAUACUGGCUUGUGGCAUAGUAGGCUCUUACUCAGUGGUUUUAGCUAUUGCUUGUUACCUGUACACGAGCCUUGCUUACAUCACCCUGGACCUGCUCCGGAGAAUUCUGAAGAAUGACUUCAGCAGAGCUUAUACUAAUGUGCCCUUCCAAACAAAUGAUUUUAUCAUCCUGGCAGUCUGGGCAAUGCUGGCACUUGGCGGAGUAACAGUGCAGCUUCGCCGAGAAAGAGGCGAGGUACCCUUCCCACCACACCCUUAUCGGAUCUGGAAGCGAGAAAGGGAGCGUAGGAGCACCAAUAUCCUGGAUCCCAGCCACCACGUCCCUCCGCUGAGAGAGAGGAUCCAUAACAAACUAUUGCAGAUCAGGGAACUCUUCCGGAAAGAGCAAGCAGCUGGGGAAAGAACUCCACUACUUCUUUGACUGACUGACCCAACACUGGUGACAUCAGCUAAAAAGGGCUCUAAGAAUUUACUGGACUAAGGAUGUUUGUGGACCAACAUCCAUCCAGCAGUGCUAGACUGAGUUCUUAUUGCCUAGUCCUGCUUCAGAGAGUGUGCUGGACAUGGAAGAUAAAUGGUGUAUUGGACACUAGCCUAUGCCACUUUUUUUAAAUGGCUCACUUGCCCUACUGUACUAUGCAACUCUUGCUGGCUGUAGAGAGCUUGUACUAAGGUUGGAGUACACAGAGUGCAAUGACCAAGGUGUUCGUCUUGUGUUUUGAAAUACUUAAUGUGCAGGUACAACAAGAUUAAGACUAAAAAAAAUUUAAGAAAGUUCCUUGUGAUCAAAAUGUGCCGUGUCAGAAUUCUACCCUUGUCUUGCAAAAAUCCCAUCCAAAAUACCUAUCUCUGUUCCUAAUGAAUGUGCACAUUCUGUGCUUAACAUGCAAGGGAAGAAUGAUGCUGAAGACUAUAUAUUGAAGGAAGUACCUUUUUUAACUGCAGUGUCAUUGCCUAUUAAACCUUCAAAAUAGGUACAAAACCCACAUCUCUAAAUACAAGAACUAUUUUUUAACUGUUGUUGAACCAUGAUAAACUACCAAGAAACUUGUGAGUUUAAAUUGCACUGGAUUCAUGCUUCUGUAUUCCUGUGUGCCUAGAUUCAAGAACUAGGCUCUUGAUCUGGGAAGGAAUAAGAGAAGCUCUUGCUGCCCUUGCUUUAAGCUGGUUUUGAUAUCAGUUCUGUAGCAAGCUGUUCAUCUGGUCUAUGCCUAGUAGUAAUGUACAGAGAUGAUGGCUACUAAUAGAACACAAAAGGUUUCCUGCC
This is a messenger RNA of Gavialis gangeticus (Gharial), 2610 nucleotides long. RefSeq names its product transmembrane 7 superfamily member 3 (gene TM7SF3). The record is from RefSeq and is a predicted model, not a curated record. NCBI's taxonomy places the organism in Eukaryota, Metazoa, Chordata, Crocodylia, Gavialidae. The transcript has 12 exons. Bases 19 to 1764 code for a protein of 581 amino acids.